This is a messenger RNA of Mycosarcoma maydis (corn smut), 4179 nucleotides long. RefSeq lists its product as uncharacterized. Bases 1 to 4179 code for a protein of 1392 amino acids. Lineage: Eukaryota; Fungi; Basidiomycota; Ustilaginomycetes; Ustilaginales. Gene Ontology annotation, cellular component: plasma membrane; cytoplasm. The record is from RefSeq and is a predicted model, not a curated record. The transcript has a single exon. Gene Ontology annotation, biological process: establishment of cell polarity; regulation of protein secretion; regulation of exocytosis. Gene Ontology annotation, molecular function: myosin II binding; GTPase activator activity; syntaxin binding.
AUGUCUACCUCUUGGAUCAAGUCUCUUCGCGAUCGCGCAGCACAGGCGGGUGGAUCCAAAAUCCCCGACUCCCUCUUUCAGACCGACUGGUCUCGAUCUUUGGCGAAUGUGCAUCUCAGUAGUGCCGGCACAUUCAAUGAAGGCCUUCUCGCUGGGCUUGCUCUUCCCGGUGAGGUCACUGCCAUGGCCUUUGAACCGGUCCAGGGCUUCCUCGCUGUCGGCACCACCCUGGGCACCAUCCAUCUGUUUGGAUCGCCUGCGGUCCAGCUUUCCUUUUCACUACGACCAGCGCACAAGGUCAAUCACCUCGCCUUCAAGUCCGACGCUGGACUCUUGAUCUGCAUCGACGAGAAGGACAACAUCAGCAUCUAUGAUCUGGCACGACCCGACCCACAAAUCAGAGCCGCUCAUGGUACGUCUACCAACCAAUACCGUGCUUCGAGCGCUGCAACCGGACACAGCAUCACGGGACCCCCACAUCCCGACACACCACAGAGAGUGGGUAUGCACACCGUACGCAACAAGGUCAUCUGUAUCGAAGUAUCUUCUGCCCACUCCCACAUGUUUCUUGGCCUUCGCGAUGGCACCGUUGACACAUUCGACUUGGAACGCAUGUGCCCUUCUCCAUAUCGUGUCCCCAAUCUCUGGUGGGAGGAAGAAGAGAUUCUGCGCAAGUCUGGCGUCCCCGACGCACCUAGCCGUCGCCAUGUACCGCUGAUCAUCGAUAUCAAAACUCAUCCCAAGGACAUCAACCACUUGCUAUUGGCUUACGAGGGUGGUGCCAUCCUUCUCGACAUUCGCGAGCGGGCUGUCCUCAAGACAUUUCAGCUGCGACUACUUCCAGGCGCGCUGGGUUCUGGCGGCAAUCCAGAAUCGGUAUGGACAGAGCGUGCACCUCCCGCCACAUGCAUCGCUUGGCGACCAGACGCCGAGGUUUUCGCCAUGGGCCACGAAGACGGCUGCGUUUCCUUCUGGUCCAUCCGCGACGAUGACAAGCCAAUCAUGGUUCGAACUCUGACCAGCCUUGAUGUGGAAAAGCCUGUUACUGAUCCGGCCCUCAUGGAUAUUCAACGGCCACUAAUCGAGCCCAUCUUCAAAUUGGCAUGGUCCGGGUUUCCCGAAAAAGGCUGGAUCGACAUGGCUACUGAAAGCGCCGCAGGCUGGCAGUCACAUGCACGCCAGCGCAGCGCUUCCUCUCAUGAGCCCACCAACGGCUCCAUUAAAGGCACAGUGCUUACCGUUUUGGGUGGGGCCAAAGCCGGUAUCGACCCUCCUGGGCUUUUCACUGCCCACCUACCGCCCUACACUAGCAGUCUCACCUUGUGGAGUGGUGGAACAGUUGAGGCAAACCACAAGCUACGUCUUGCGCUCUAUGACUCACUCGUUCCUACAUGCGAAACUGUCUAUCCAACUUCGAGCGUAGUUGAAGACUUUUUGCUGCUGCCAAGGAGCAACCCUCACUAUUCUGGCACUUACGAUCCCACAGCUGUAGUAGUGCUACUGGCAGCGGAUCCCUCUCUGCCAACACUACCACCUCCUGCUGCCGCACGCGGUCUAGCGUGCUUUACAUUCCCUCCUCGACCGCAGUCUUUCACACCAGAUCAGCCGGCUCCAACAUCCGGCCACCAGCAGGGCCACCAUCUAGACCCAUCCCUUGUUGGUCCACCGAAGGAGUUGCACCUCCCCUUGCCUCUCACGCUGGCGGGCGGAGGUGCGAUACUUGGAGCCAAGCUAGAGGAAUUAACUCCUCAUGCGUACCGGAAGCUUGUCGGCCCUCUCGAUGUGACUGGCUUGAACCAGAAACAAGAGCAGGAAGCUGCUGCCUCUGCCCUCAAGUCCUCCCACAACAACAGCAGGCCACCGCUCAUAUUGACAGGAGGCAAAGCCUCGGCAUCUCUGUCCGGUGAAGGCACUGAUGGUAUUACGGACUUGAUUCGGUCAGCCAAGUUCCGCCUUCUGCUCACGUGGCAUCUCGACGGUACGGUGCGCUUCUAUGAUGUCAGUCCUCACUUGCUCCUUAUGGGGGAGGUCGAUGAAGCUGAGUUGCGCAACCAGCCAGACAAUCCGCGCAUCUGGCUUAAGCAAGGCUUCCCGUCGCCUUUGCCGCACCUCACCAUCGACACCAGGAAGCUCCUCGGCAGUCCUCUGAUGAUGGGCCAUCCUUCCUUUGAUCGAAUCCGUGGCAAAGCUCGGAUUCAAGACGUCCAUUUUGCAUCUGAGGUCCUCGAGACAACUGUAGCCCUCUCGACGGGACAAGUGGUACAUUGGCAAUUCGGAUUUGCUCAGCUUAGCGAGACAGAAGCGAUUCAGGAUCAAGUCGAGCAAGACAUGCUGAGAGAAGAAGCCAAUCAGCCAAGCCUCAUGAUCCCGCCAGUCACAAGCGCGUGUCGUGCUCAUCGAUCCUCGAGUUCGCUCGCUUCUCCACCUGGCUCGUCGCAUCUGCUCGAUGCCGAAAUGUCCCAGGCUAUGAGGGAGCUGGGCGUAGCCGGUGGCAGUCACGAUACAGCUAAUGGAUAUCCUUCAGAGAUGGCUUCGCCGCCUACACACGCCAUAGAAGCAUCGGCUGGCGUUCCGCCACCACGUCCACGUCGCGAUCCCAAAAGACUCAGCAAGCACGACUCACCUGACAUGAACCAGAGUCGAGAAGCUCUGUCCACUGCUGGCCCUUUUCUUACGCCACUUCAAAGCCGCCCAUCUGCGUCGGAAGCCACGGCGGACCACGACGAGGUCAUCUUCCUUCGACAACUUGCGGAUCCAAGAUAUGACGGAUUCAAGCCCAAUCUGAUGCUUGAUCCAAUGCGAGGUGAAGUGUCCGCAUUCGCGUCGGGCAACAUUGGCUUUAUGGCGGUAGCUUGCGGAACGGCAUUAGCGGUCAUGGACUUUCGAAGUGCUGAACUCAUUCUCAAAGAAGGUUUUGGCGAUCAGCACGAUACCAACUCUGGUGGUUCCCGCGACGACAAGGCUCUACGCAAGACAUUGGAGGCCGAGUCCAGGAGUCCGAUCGUUCAUCUCUCCUUCACCGUCUGUCGCGUCGCCGAGGAUCCCAGCCUGGCUCCACGUCUCAUCGUGAUGCGUGCCAAUGGACUGACCACGAUUUGGACGUUGCAGAGGACGCUCGAUAUGUGGCUGGCGGAACGCACCGUGACGCAGAAGCUCGACGAGAUGAGUGAGAUUCGAGGCAUCCAUAUUGUCGACCUCAGUGGACGAAGCCGUGACGGUCUUCCAUACGAUCUGCAACAGGCUUUGCGAGAGCAACAAUAUGGUCCAAUCGGAUCAAUGGCAGAGACGUCAAUGCCGCCUGCAGAUAUUAUGCUGGGCUUCACGGAUCGACAGCUGACGCUUCGAUAUGGUGUGACUGGAUCCAUCGUUUCACGCGCCGAGAUUGGAGAGCGCGUGUUGGGUUGCGGAGUCAUCGAGCGAUUGCAAGACAGAGUGGCCGCGGUGGUGACGCCGACGAGCAUCCGGCUGUUGAGCUUGCCUCGAUUGGAAUCCAUUAUUCGUCUGCAAAGACACCAUCGGACCGUAGGCGAGGUGCUGGGGGGAAAGCCUUCGAUCUCGUUCGACGCGCAUGGCGACUUUGUCGAAGUGUGCAGCAGCCUCGAUGUGCGCUUGUGGACCACAUUUGCGUCUCUGCGUCGACCCGGUCAGCCCAGCCUGACACUGUACAACCCGACACUCAGCCAUGCUAUGCCGGUGCAUCCGGGCGCAGCAGGCUCGGCAGCUGGAGUGGCUACCAGCAUUGCGGGAUGGUUCGGCACAAAGACAACAGGCGUGCUCUCCGUCGGUGCUCAGAUGGAUGCGGUGCUUGCAGGACCCCAGCGACCAGAUCCGCCGAGACUCGGGGAUGCGCUGCCACCACGCGACUAUCGACCGCCCCAUGUCCCGGCUGCACAAACGGAAGCUGGGCGAGAGCGCGCAGAGGAACGUGCUGCGGCGCCCAGUCUGACUGCAGUUCGAACGGAUGCGAGCAAAGCCAAGACGGUUGCCGCAUCAACCGAGUCAGCCUGGCACACGGGCUACCAGAACAUAGAUCUUCUCAAGGCACGUGGCGCCAUGAUGAGCGGCAUCGAGGAUGGACUGACGUCGCUCGAACGCGGAGCAAGCGAUUUCUUGAAGAGCACGCGCGAGGCAGCAGUCAAAGGAGCGGCUAAGGAUAAGCUCAACAAGAUGUUUUUCUGA